Molecule: messenger RNA, 1137 nt
Organism: Encephalitozoon intestinalis ATCC 50506
Lineage: Eukaryota; Fungi; Microsporidia; Unikaryonidae
Exons: 1
Coding region: 1-1137 (378 amino acids)
Source: RefSeq, a predicted model, not a curated record
AUGCUAUUUAUCUAUCUAGCAUUAACAUAUGCUAUGGAAGAGAUGGGAUAUAUAUUUUCUGAGGGAAAACAGCGAUUCCUGACACGGAAUGGAGUGAACAUAGUUGUAGGAAGAUCAAAAGACAAGCCGCUCAAGUUUCGAAUGGUGGAAAUGGAUGGCAAGAAUUCCCACAACAUGCUUCUUUUUCCUGUUCCAAAGAUGGGUGGCAAUAAGGUUGCAGAUCUUGCACUGAAUGGCAGCAGGAAAUGGCAUUUCUAUCCAAAGCAUGGAAAUUGGAAUCAAAGAACGAAGUUUAUUCUGUUACCUGGAAACGCUUUGAAAAUCGUUGUUGGGUCGGAAUGUAUUGGAGUUAGAGAAGACAACCAAGUGGUUGGAGAAACCUGUAGAAAUAACGGAGAAGAUCUUUUUCAAAUCUUUAGCUGGAUUCCUAUAAGCCAAAAGAAAAAAGUAAAAGCAUGGUUCCAUAGGAACAGAUAUGAGCAAGAAGAAGAAAAUCAGAACUUUCCCGAAGACGACAGAGACUCGGGCUCGGAAGAUAAGAACUAUGGACCAGAUAACUCGCCCUACGAUAGUGAAACAAGUUCUUCUGAUUAUUGGAGAGGGGAAAGGCAAUUCUAUGAUUUCGACUAUGAUGGGGGAUUAGGAGGAGGAUAUGGUUCGUUUGGGCUUGGAAUGGGAUCCCUUGGAGGAAGAAGAAGAAGAUAUAGGCGUGACGAAGACCAUCUUAAAUUCACCGAGGACGGAGAAGAAGACACAUACAAGAGCGAUGGAGGCAAAGACUAUCGCGAAGAAAGGAUGUUUCGGAGAAAGAGGAUGGGAAACUAUUCCGGACAUAGAAAAGGAAGACAUCAUAAAGGAAGUAAAGAAUUGGAUGGAGGUUUUCUGCAGGGAAGAGAUAUGAUGUUUGGAGAUCUUAGCAGCUCUGAGAUGAUGGACUACUUCGGAAACCUUCAGGAAUAUGACAGGAAAAAUAGGGCACUUAGGGGAAAUCCUCCUAAUGGGUGUGGGAAUUUGGACGGGAUAGUAUUUGCAGAAGGUUCCAACAAUUGCAAUACAGGAGGGCCUGGGGAGAACGAAAUAUGUAGGAUAAACAAAACAACGACGGCCUUCCGUAAGAUGGUUGGCAUUCCUAUUUAA